UAACGUUCUGCCCAUGCGAAGAUGGAUUGUGGAAAGCUGCGGCCCCGACUGUCGACCUGAGAUUGACAUGCUUCAAUCUCGGAACGUGGCAGGGUAUGUGUGUGAAGUAAAGAGAGGUUUUAUCCUCCUUUUUAUCAUGACGUCCAAUUUUCAUCCACCAACGAGGCCAAUCGUCUUAAACAGCGGCCAUAUUGCCAUACAUAAUCGCACACUCGGCCUUCGCUGUCAUGACCGACGCUUCCGCGACGCAGUCGUUUGUGACGAGCAAACAGACAAGCUCUUCGAAUUCACAGCUAAAGACAUCGGCACAUCUUGGACAUUGCGACGCAGCCUGGUAAAUUCAACAACAGGUCAACGACUUUUGGACCUUCGACACACGAAAACGAGCUACAAAGUCUGCGUAAUCGAAGAUCCUGAUGGAAACGAGUUCUGCAAGAUCAAAGACACGACGAGCACUUUCAGCUCCAAAUUCACUUCCGUGGACGCUCAGGUCGUUGGGAACGGUGGAGAACCAACUAUUGAGAUGCGUUCUUUUCGACGCGAGCGGUAGUAGGACGACCUUCCAGGUUGAUUAAACCAAUAUUGCUGAGAUGACCUUGACGGAAAAUAAUGAUGCCACAUUCUUGCACAGACGCGGACUGGAUCGCACGACUUGGAAACUGGAGAUGGCUCAAGGUGUUGAUGUCGCUUUGAUCAUCGCAUUGGCUUUUGUUCGUGCUGAGAUCUCACAUCCCUGGCGCCGAUAGCCAAUGGCUGUAUCGCAAGUACACACUCGACAACAGCAUGGAAUCCUCGUGCA
Aureobasidium subglaciale EXF-2481 is the source of this 799-nucleotide messenger RNA. RefSeq lists its product as uncharacterized. The record is from RefSeq and is a predicted model, not a curated record. NCBI's taxonomy places the organism in Eukaryota, Fungi, Ascomycota, Dothideomycetes, Dothideales, Saccotheciaceae. The coding region runs from base 14 to 550 and encodes 178 amino acids. The transcript is spliced from 3 exons.